Messenger RNA from Drosophila sulfurigaster albostrigata, 1190 nucleotides. RefSeq names its product GILT-like protein 1. The transcript is spliced from 5 exons. The record is from RefSeq and is a predicted model, not a curated record. Lineage: Eukaryota; Metazoa; Arthropoda; Insecta; Diptera; Drosophilidae. The coding region runs from base 184 to 810 and encodes 208 amino acids. Gene Ontology annotation, molecular function: oxidoreductase activity, acting on a sulfur group of donors, disulfide as acceptor.
AACGUUCAGUUGACGAACUAAAACCGAAUUGAACGGUCGCAUUCUCGUAAUCUUGUACUUGCCCACCGAGUGUAUCGUUCUUAAGGUCCAAGAGUGCAUCGAAGGUCGAGUUCCAUCGAUUGGGUUGAAAGCGUGUGCCUUGAAAAUUGGAAAAUUCACUCAGAAACUGCCAAACCAGCAAAAAUGCUUAAAUUUAUAAUUGUCUUGUGCAUUUUUUCCACGCUCAACUGCAGUCUGGCUGAGCAAACUUCACGUGAUAAGCGUCAGGCUGAAAAGCUACAUAUUACUCUACUGUAUGAGUCGCUUUGUCCGGACAGCAGAAACUUCAUGCGCCAAUUGGGUCCAGUGCAUGAGGAAUUGGGGGAGUACAUUGACAUUGCGUUGGUUCCAUUUGGAAAAUCGGCGUCCGAAGAGAAUGGCGCUUUGUUCCACUGCCAGCAUGGACCAGCUGAGUGCGAGGGCAAUCGUCUGCAGAGCUGUGUCAUCAGCAGCACAAACAAUCAAGCGAUUCAGGUGAAAUUCGUGGUUUGCCAAAUGUUUGCCUUGGAUUAUGCAAAUGCUGACAAGUGUACCAAUGAGGUGGGUCUCUUGACAGACGUCGAGCAUUGUAUGAAGACGCCAACGGGCACGAAAUUGCAGCUGGAGGCUGAGCAGAUCACAAAGCUUUACCGUCCCAGCUUUGUGCCCACCAUCGUCUACAAUCAUGUCUUCGAUCAGCAGCUGCAGGACAAGUCUCUGCGCAAUUUCCGGUCUACGGUUUGCUAUUUGCUGCGCCAACAAAUCUCUCUGCCCCCCACAGUGUGUCAAUAAGUCGUAAAAUGUACGAACUGUAUUAUUAGCAUGAGAAAAGUUUUUCAAACGAAACUUGAGAAUCAAUAAACCCUCAAAACAAAUUAAGAAACUCAAGAUGAAACUGAUUUGGAAACAGCAAAUAAAAAUAUUUUUGGACGAAUGAUUAUUAGUACUCAUUUAAUUUCUAGACUUUUUGCAGCAAUGAAAUAACAACGGAAACUUUAGACUGUUCGUUUGUUGUAUAUAUUUCCAAUAUGAUAAUAAUUUAUAUAAGUAGAUACAAUUCAUGGAUUACAUAUAGUACAUACUUUAUUUACAGAGUUCAUAUCAUAUAAAUUCGCUUCGGGGGGCAAGUGCAUGGGAGCCCGAUCAAAACAAAGAAAUUAGUGUGCAUUUUU